Molecule: messenger RNA, 738 nt
Organism: Rhinocladiella mackenziei CBS 650.93
Lineage: Eukaryota; Fungi; Ascomycota; Eurotiomycetes; Chaetothyriales; Herpotrichiellaceae
Exons: 2
Coding region: 1-738 (245 amino acids)
Biological process (GO): regulation of GTPase activity; endoplasmic reticulum to Golgi vesicle-mediated transport
Cellular component (GO): TRAPP complex; trans-Golgi network; cis-Golgi network
Source: RefSeq, a predicted model, not a curated record
AUGGCCACGACCGGUUCUGACGUGCUUUUGGAGCAGGGCUCACCCCUCGUCAAUGUCUCGUGCUUUGAUCUGCUCUUGAUCGAACUUGUGCCACUUGCGGAGCGCAUGGCGCGGGCAUACGAAGCAUCCCUUGACGGACCUGCGCCGCACUCACCCGGCACGAAGCGCAAUACCAACUCUUCGACAACUGCGAAACCUAACCCUCCUCUUCCUCCCGGCACUGCUACUCCUAUGAAUAUCAACGCUGUCACCAUCGCACCGCCCACCGGAGGCGGUACAGGAUCAUCCGGUACGAUCCUCGCAGGCGAUGGCCUGCCAGAGACAAACAUCUUCCGAGAUAGCAUGUACGUGCGGCUUGAGCGGCUGGGGUUCCGCGUUGGUGAAGGGCUCAGCGAACGGUUUUCCCGCGACAGACCCCGGUUUACGGACCAGUUGGACGUGAUCAAGUUUCUAUGCAAGGACAUGUGGACUGUGGUGUUCAAGAAGCAGAUUGACAAUUUGAAGACGAAUCAUCGAGGUGUCUUCGUUCUCACAGAUAACAAAUUCCGGCCUUUUUCACGAAUGAGUAUGGCGAACAAUGCCGAAGCGCUCGACAGAGCCCAACCACAUCUUUACUUUCCUUGUGGUAUUAUCAGGGGCGUUCUAUCGAGUUUGGGUAUCAAGGCUACCGUUCAAGCAGAGACGACCGAACUUCCAGCGGCGACUUUUCAAAUUAAAACGAUCCAAGCAAAGACAUAA